Molecule: messenger RNA, 2138 nt
Organism: Notolabrus celidotus (New Zealand spotty)
Lineage: Eukaryota; Metazoa; Chordata; Actinopteri; Labriformes; Labridae
Exons: 4
Coding region: 178-2076 (632 amino acids)
Source: RefSeq, a predicted model, not a curated record
UGAGUGUCACAAUUGUAAAUUCUGUACAGUAUAAACCUGGGUGAAUCUCAGAUUCUUCAUCACUCGAUCUCUGAUUGCUGAGCUAUCUAGACAAACCGAACAGACACUCGUUCACUUUUUUUUCAACGACCCUUUCACUGACAUCCUUUGGAUUCAAACUAAAUCUGUCUCUUAAAAAUGGACGCCAUCUUUGAUCACGCCCACGAUAUGAGACCGUCCUCUUUCUCUGAGGAGGAGCAACAUCACUUCCACGCAGAGAAAAUCCUGCUGAAGCAGUUCAUGCUCAUGAAGCAACAGGAUGAAGUCCCUGACUCUGUGUCUGUGGGACACAUGAAGUCCUGGCUGCUGAAACAAAGAAGCUUCCUGAACGAGAUUCAGGGAAGUGUUAAAACGACAGGGACAGACGAUUUGUCCGCGGCCGAAUUGGCCUACAAUCUGAUGGAAGAGGAGCUCCUGGAGCAGCUGGAGAGAGAGAAGCAGCUCUCACUGCUUUUCAACAGGAACGUCUCACUGAAAGGCCUUCAGAGGUUCAUCACCUCCAUCCGCCCAGGAGCAGAGAAAGUCGUCCAGUUCUUUCUCCCAUCUCUACACAGAAAGCUGCUGCAGAUGUUCCUCUCCAUCAACAUCCCCAGAGAUGGGAUCUCAGCAGGGGACCCCAUACCAGUGGAUCUCCUGGAGCUGGAACAGUUCACUGCUCCUGUAGUGCCACAGGUGGUGGACUCAGCUCUGAAGCUUCUCCUGGAGAACCCAGAGCAGGUCAACAGAGAAGAAGCAGCCAAUGCUGAGAUUAGCCAGCUACUGAUGCAGUGUGUAGUUCCCUACCUUUCCUGCCAUGUGACAGUAAAUGACACACUUGUGCUUGGGGUCUGCAAAAUCAUGGCCAAGUUCAUGGUCAAAGCCAUCAAAAAAAACAUUGACAUGCACUCCAAGUAUUUUGAGCAGAUGGAUGAAAAUGAGAGCUGCUCCUCUGCCAGAGACAAGGUCAUCACUGCUAUCCGGGACAUGACAGAGAAGGCAAAGACUGAUACUUCCAGCCGGGCUCACAUCCAAAUCAGCAACUCCCAUCAGGCUGAAGACAGUUCUUCAGAGAAGAGGGGGACUUCUCUGGAGGCUGUUCACACUGAGGAAAAUGAUGAGGGACUCGUGGAGAAGAGGGAGGCUUCUCCUCAAGUUUCCUUGGAUGAAGUGAUGGCCACUAUACAAGAGGAUGUGACUGAGGACAGAUCUAUGCUCAGUCCAGAUACUUGUCUGACUCCACCCUGCUAUGAUGGGCUUGAAGACCUACAACAGUCUGCUAUAUCAGACAUAGUCCCUUCUGAAGACAUCACCUCAGAGGCAGAACAUCAACUACAGGAGAAGAGGGGGGCAUCUCCACAAGUCACUGCCACUGAGGAGCUGGAAAAGACACUUCUGGAGAAGAGGGAGGCUUCUUCAGAAGAUGUUUGUUCUAAGCAGGAGGGACUCAUACAUCAGAACGAGGCUUUACCACCAGUCUCCAAGACAGAAGAGACAGCCACCAUGACAAAGAAGCUGAUGGAGGACACACCAUUAGUCAGCCAAGACACACAUGUGACUCAGUCUUGUGAUGACCAGAAUGAAGAAGAGAGACAAGAUGACUCUGGUGAAGAAGUCCAGGCCUCUUCUGGUGAAGACACAGAUCACAAAGUGCAGCCGGCAACAUCACAAGUUCCUAUUGAACAGAUCAGCACAAUGGCAGCAGAAAAUCGACCAGUGGAGGAGAGGGGGCCUUCUCCACAGGUCACUGCCACUGAUGAGCUGGAAAAAAAGACUGUAGAGGAAAAAGAGAUGUCUUCAGAUGUCAGUGCCACCAACCCAGAAAAUAUCACCGGGGACAAAGCAGUCUGGGUCAGAGUGGAGACAAAUGUCAGCGUCUUCCUCGACACUGAGAUCGAAAUAAUCCAAGAGGGGAUAGUGGAGUCAUCUGAGAUACAGGAUGCUCUCUCUGUGAACGGCAAGAAAAAGAAGAAGAAGAAGAAGAAGAAGGGAGUGAAAGCCUUCUUUCGAGGUGCCUGGAAGAGUGUGACGUCCUGUCUUCGUUCUUCUACUGAAGAAUAAAACACAGCAUAUAAAAACUGUUUCAUGCAUUAAAAAUAAAAUAAAAAGCUCAUCUAAAAAUA